AGUCUUCUGUUCCCGGCCAAAACGCCGUGCACUCUCAGAAUAAGUGUUAUUCCUAAUUUCAAAAGCCUAAAAUCUUAAUAACAAGUGAUUCGUAUCGAAUAAUAUGUCCAGUUUGUUCGAGGAUAUUUUCGAGGUAAGAUCCUUCUAAUUGAUAUCAAACAUGUAAAAAGAAAACAAUAAUUAAGUAAUAUUGGGAAAUUGACUAUAGAUUAAAGAUUUGGAUCCUGAUGGCAGAAAAUUCGACCGCGUUUCAAGGAUAUUGGCUGAAUCUGAGUCGUUUAAAAUGGACUUAAUUCUGGACGUCAACACUCAAAUAUACCCAUUAGCAUUAGGAGAUAAAUUUCGUAUGGUUCUUGCCAACAGCUUAAGAGAAGAUGGAACCAUAGACGACGAAUAUGAUCCAUCAGAUAAUAGACCUUCCAGAGCUGACAGUUUUGAGUAUGUUAUGUUUGGAAAAGUAUAUAGAAUUGAAGGAGACGAAGACAGUGGAAGACUAGCAGCUUAUGUUUCGUACGGUGGACUUCUUAUGAGAUUGCAAGGCGAUGCAAAUAAUUUACACGGUUUUGAAGUAGAUGCAAAUAUUUAUCUAUUUUUAAAGAAAGUCGCUUUUUAAGUACUGUUGUUCUUUUGUAUAUAUAUGUUGAUUUCUUUAUAUAUAUAAUAUAUGUACAGUUAAAUCGUACGUAAUCAUUACAGAACGAAAUACUAUGGAAUUUCUUAUAAAACAUACAUUUUUGUAAAGAAGCUGGAAAUUCAUGUAGAAUUCUAAAAACAAAUCAUCGAAAUGUUUAUAAAUCAGCUUAUAGCAUCCAAGUCAAGUUGAAAAAUGUAGUCUCUGUCGAUCGGCGCAUACCACUAGAUUCUAUUUAUGAAAUUUUUUCGAAGACUUUUAAAUGCGGAUAUAAUCGAAAAUUUUUAAGAAAGUGUUUAGAUUUAAAAGAUAAGAAAUAUGCCGUCCGGAAAGAGGUUGGAUGAUACUUGGAAAACAGAUGAAUUGAAGAAUUCGUUAAAGAAAGAUGAGAAAAAGAAAUCUUCAAAAGAUAAAGAAAGAAAAGAGGACAGAGAUAGGGAAAAAAAAAGAGAUAAGAAGAAAGAUGAAGAUAGGGAUAGGAAACGGGAUAAGGAGAGACGAAAAGACGAAGAUUCCGACAGAAAGCAUAGAAAAGAUGAUGGAGAAAGGGAAAGGAGGCGUCCCAAAGAAGAUGAAGAUGAGGGAGAAAGACAAAGGAGAAAAGAAGAAAGAAGAAAACGAAAGGAGGGGGGAGAAAGUGAAAAGAAAGAGCGGAAAUAUAGAGACGAGGAUGAUGACGAGAAAAGAAGGAGAAGGAAGGAUGAAACGUCUCAAGAGCGCGAUGAACGCAGAAGACGCAGAAAAGAGGAGACUUCUCAAGAAAGAGAAGAGCGAAGGAGACGAAGGAAAGACGAAACCUCUCAAGAAAGAGACGAGAGACGAAGACGAAAGAAAGAUGAAACAUCUCAGGAGAGAGAUGAACGACGGAGAAGAAGGAAAGAAGAAACAUCUGAAGAGAGAGAAAAAAGAAAAAGAGAGGAGAGACGUAAGCGAAAAGAAGAUAAAGAAAAUGAAGAUAAUGAUGACAGGAGACGGCAUAGGAGAGAUGAAACAAGCGAAGAGCGUAGAAAAAGGCACGAAGAGAAGAAAGAGAAACGUCGAAAGGAAAAGGAAGAAAGAGAAAGGCAAGAGGAAGAGGAGAGGAGACGACAAGAAGAACUAGCAAAACAAAAUAAUGAGGAUGAAAAUAAUUAUGAUAAUUACGAAGAUGAUUUUGAGGAUUACGAUGAUGAUUUCGAGGAUGAUGCCGGAGGUGGUGAUGAUUCGGCGAAUGAUGAGCAGAAUAAUGAAAUGAGUGAUUUAAUGAAAGCAAUGAACGACGAAAAUGAACGAUUGCUUAAAGAUUCAAGAAAAAGAGAUAAUGAUUAUGACGACGACGAAGAAUCCGGAAAUGAGAGUGAUACAAGACCCGAAAAAUCUGGGUCAACUUUUAUUAAUUUUGUUUCUGCUAAACAAAGAGUGAUAUCAAACGCGGCAAUGAGUAAGACGAAGAAGAGAGGACAAGAACUUUUAAAGUUAAUUGAGUUAGAUUGCUCAAACUUGGAUAUGUUUGAUAUGCCUCCAGUCAACGAAUACGAUCUGUAUAUUAGAAGUUUUGGUAGAGCUGAUACACAACAAGUUUAUAUACAAACUAAUGAAGAUAAUGCGGAUAAAGAUAAUCAAACUGAAGAAAUUGAUUAUAGAGACAAAUGGUCUCAACACCCUCCUGAAGGCUUUAAAGCAUGUGGUACUGGAGAUGGCAACGACGAGAAUGAAAUAAGUACCAAGCCCGACGAUAUUAAAAGAUUAAAUAAAUUUUUAAACACUGCUUGCCAAGCUGUUCUAACUCUUUUGGAAGAAAAUUUAAUGGAAACAAAAUCCGAAGAGGAUCCGGGAAGAAAAAAGAGUAGAGUUGUAGUUUCUGAAGAAUAUAUUCAAUUAGCACAGCUGGAAUUUCUUAAAGAUUUUCCAGUUCGAUAUGCAACUUUUUCGCCAACUCAAAGUAAUCUACUAAUAAUUGUCCAUGAAUUUUCAUCCAAAAAAGAAGAGGCAAAUCAUAAUUAUCAAAAAGGUCUAAUUUGCAUGUGGAACGUAGGAGAACCAUCUUUCCCACAAAAAAUUUUAACUUGUGAAAAUGAGCCUAUGUGCGCGUGUUUCUCACCUAAUAAAGCAACUCUUAUAUUCGCUGGUUUGUCAGAUGGAUCAUUAGUUGUUUGGGAUUUAAGAGAAGCGUCAAAUUUUCAUAAAACUUUCAAAGAUGAAUCAGUAGAGUAUGUUUUGAGAGGUCCAACGUAUAAUACAGCUGCUAUCUUAGAAAAUGAUAAUCAUUAUGCGCCAAUAAAGUCAGUUACUGCAAUAAUUUCUCCAGACAAUACUGCAGAUUCUGGUUUCACCAAAAAUGGAUCUAGUAUUGAAGGUUUAACAUUUCAAAUAGCCACCUUAGACGAAUCAGGUGUAGUUAGUUUGUGGGUUGUCGCCGAAAUCUCAAAUCCUGAUCCUGCCGGAAGUCAAACAGAUUUUGGGCUUGCACCUGGAGGGAGGGUUAAAUUAAUUAAAAGCUCAUCAAUAUACCUUGAAUCACCUUUGCGGGAUACCAGAUUACGUAGUACUCUACAAUGCACAGAUUUUGCUGUUUUGCCUUCUGAUCCAAGUCAUUUUUAUGUUACAACAAAUACAGGAUGCAUAAUUCAUGGAAUAAGAUAUGGAGGCAAGGCUCCACCGAAAGCCUAUCGUAAUAUGCCCGAUUUACCAGUAACAGUAACCUGCAUUGACUUUUCACCGUUUACUGAACCAGUAUUUUUAACUGGUUCCGAAAAUGGAGAAAUUCAUUUAUACCAUACAAGAUCAGAAAACCCCCUUUUAUCAUGGUCUGAUACAACUGAAGGACGUGCCAUCAAGUUCAUCAAAUUCUGCAGAUCUAGGCCUUCCGUUUUUUUUGUAGUUGAUGAAAUGAAUACGUUAUAUAUAUGGGAUUUAUCUAUGCUUGAUUCAGGGCCAGCUAAAACUGAGAAAAUUUCUGAAAUAAAUCUAAAAGCCUUUUGCCUUUCAAAUGAUCACUCUGCAACUGGACAAGGCUUACCUGGUAGAAAACCUCAGAUGAUUUUAGCAUUUGAAGAUUCUGUAGUAGAAGUUCAUACAGUUAGUCAGAAAUUUUCUGCGUUAUUUCCUGAGGAAGUGGACCAAUUUGCAGAAUUAAUUAAUAAUUCUCUAUGA
Messenger RNA from Dimorphilus gyrociliatus, 3763 nucleotides. Lineage: Eukaryota; Metazoa; Annelida; Polychaeta; Dinophilidae. The record is from the annotation of a GenBank genome assembly.